This is a messenger RNA of Hirsutella rhossiliensis, 1335 nucleotides long. Its product is annotated as eukaryotic aspartyl protease domain-containing protein. Bases 1 to 1335 code for a protein of 444 amino acids. NCBI's taxonomy places the organism in Eukaryota, Fungi, Ascomycota, Sordariomycetes, Hypocreales, Ophiocordycipitaceae. The transcript has 6 exons. Gene Ontology annotation, molecular function: aspartic-type endopeptidase activity. Gene Ontology annotation, biological process: proteolysis. The record is from RefSeq and is a predicted model, not a curated record.
AUGCUGCUCCCCAGCAUACGAGGCCUCGCCCUCUUCACUCUCAUCGCCUCCUACUCCUUCACCGCCUCGGCCGGCACCGUCGCCGUUCCCUUUCGCCGCAGAGCCGCCCCCGGUCCGUCAUCGUCGUCCAUUGCUCGCCGCGACGGCACCAUCGACCUCAAUGCCCUCAACAACAUCACCGCCGGCGGCUACUACGCCGAGCUCGGCAUCGGGACGCCCCCCCAGAGGCUCUCGUUCCUCCUCGACACGGGCAGCAGCGACACGUGGGUCAACUCGGUCGACGCCGACCUCUGCAGAAGCCCGCAGUUGCAGCAAAGACUCGAAAGGUGGUGCGGUCCGCAGUGCAAGUCGCCCUCUCUCAACCCCGAGGCCAGCUCUACCUUCACCUCGGUCAACAGGGGCGGCUUUGACAUUACCUACCUCGAUCAAAAGAACAUUGGGGGCGACUAUUUCAACGACUCCGUCACCGUAAACGGCAAGAUCGUCAACAACCAGAAGCUGGGCCUCGCUCUCAGCUCCUCGUACCCUACCGUGAUCGACAACAUGGUCCAAAAGGGCAUCAUCGAUGCCCCCGUCUUCAGCUUAUUCUUGGACGACCUCGACGCCAAGUCCGGAACCAUCCUCUUUGGCGGCAUCGACUCCCAGAAAUAUCACGGCAAGCUCGCCACUUUGCCUCUCAUCUCCGAUAUCCAGACCGGCUCCAGAAACGGCACCUCGUACACGGUCCGCCUCCGCGGCUUCGAGGUGGAUGGCAUCGACCUCGACAAUCUCGACGCCGCCGCUAUCCUCGACUCGGGCUCCACCAUCUCCCUCCUGCCCGACUACCAGGUCCAGGACAUCUACCGCCACUUCGGCGUCCGCUCCGUUCAGGGCAUCCCCAUCCCCCUCGUCGACUGCGCCUACCGCAGCGCCAAGGGAAAGGGCAUCGCCUUCAACUUCAAGUUUGACGGCGCCAACAUCCGGGUCCCCGUCGCCGAAAUGAUCCGCCACCUCUUUGGCGAUUGGGAGAGGGUGUGCAUCUUUGGCGUCGGUUCCGCCUACGACUACGGCAUCAGCUCCGACAGGUUCGCCCUGCUCGGCGACACCUUUCUGCGCUCCGCCUACGUCGUCUACGACAUGGCCAACCGCCAGCUCGGAAUUGCCCAGGCCAACACAAAGGCCGACAAGUCCAACAUUGUCGAGAUCCGCAAGGGCGACACCCAGCUGCCCGACAUCGCCGGUGUACCAGGCACCGGCCAAGACAGCGCAGCAGGCAGUCUCGGUUCCUCGCGCAUCGGUGCUGUCGCCGCCGUCCUCAUCAUGGUGGCUGCUGCCUUCACUACGACCAUGCUAUAA